AUGUCGGCUACGUCCGGCGGAGUGAUAUGUCUUCACGUCGAAGAUGUUUCUUCAUACAUUAUACCAACCUCUCGUCGAUCACAAUCUCGCACGAUCAGCUCAUCGGCCCUGACUGCCGAACCAACCGAUCCGCCCAUAGUUUCAUCCGUCGCCGAGAACAGUCUGAUCAAAAAAGUCUCUGGAAACUCUAGGCUGACCCGGUCUCCAACACCACAAACGAGAAUCUUCAACGUCCCUGGCGGAUUUUCAGCCAACUAUUCUCCAGACAGUCCGUUAUCUGAGUUGAAAACCUCAUCACGGGGCAACAACAAGAAUUUUAUCGAAAUCGAAGUCGUCCACCCCACUAUACAGGUCAACCCAUUGCCAACGCUGUUAGGGUACAUCGGAUUCAGAUGGAACAAGGAGAAGCUCGGUGUUAUUGACAUGGUAAACCUCGGAACUUUGUUGCAGCUCCGACACCUUGGGCUUGGAGAUACAAGCAAAGCUGGUUUAUUGAACCAGACAGAUCAACAUGGCGAAGUGAAGAAGCUUGGUGCCAUGAUCAUGUACCAGGAUGGCUAUCACGUUCCUAUCGAAGCCUCUGAGUUUCACUGGAACUUUGGGUAGAUAACCGACAGUUAUUCUAUCGCCAAAGCGAGAACUCCAUUGACGCAGCUCGCAACAAAAAUGGUGAGCUCACACGUCAAGGCGCUGCCAGGGGUUGCAUUUCGAACAGAUGGGAAGAUGUCUGACUUAGGAUGAGUGAACCUAAGUUACUUAGAGGAAGCACUGGUGGUAGCGGCCGCAUCAAAAAAGUUCAUAUCAAGAUUUCGAAGAGUGGCCUGACGUGUCGAUCGACAUGGAUCGAUCACAGAACAUCAUGAGGACGUCUACGGGAGAUCUGAUUAUCCCAUCAAAUGACCAC
Molecule: messenger RNA, 904 nt
Organism: Pseudovirgaria hyperparasitica
Lineage: Eukaryota; Fungi; Ascomycota; Dothideomycetes; Acrospermales; Acrospermaceae
Exons: 3
Coding region: 1-606 (201 amino acids)
Source: RefSeq, a predicted model, not a curated record